Messenger RNA from Dujonia railenensis, 369 nucleotides. The record is from the annotation of a GenBank genome assembly. NCBI's taxonomy places the organism in Eukaryota, Fungi, Ascomycota, Pichiomycetes, Serinales, Debaryomycetaceae.
AUGUAUUACGAAACUGAGCUACCCAAAAGAUGCUGUGAAGACUUAUACAUUCCUCUAGUGUACCAGCUUGCAGUUCUGCUGCGGAGCUCGGUACGCAACCUCUGGGGCCUAGCUACAAACGGCGAUAUGGUGCGGGAUCAACAACGGAAUUUCCCGCGCAAAAAACCGUUCGACUCACCCUGCACAUGUAGGUGGCCCUUCUCGAUCUCAGUUCCGAGCAAGAACCUCGAUCUCAGUUCCGACCAACCUGAGUUUUUUCUGGUGUCCACGCGUCAAUGCAUCUCACACGUAAAAUGUCAACAGGACAAAAAAUAUCCACCACCGGAGAACUAUCGCUCUGCCAUUGAUCUUUAUACUAUCACACCCUAG